GUUUAGAAAAUUUGUAGAAAAACACUUCACUUCUUUGACUUAUUCUUUCCUCUUGAGGAAAGCAAAGUUCUCUUAAAACUAUGAACUCUCUGCCCUAAAAGCAGGGCCUCAAGAGCCAUUUGUGAAAGAACACAAAAAUCCCCGGAACUUGGAAAUAAACACAGAUUGGUGUUUAUUUGUGUUAGUUUAAAUGUAGUAGCCCGAUGUGUCAGAAAAGUGAAUCUGUAACACUUAAGUUAGACUAAGCAAGCAAAUAAUAUCAGCUAACAUGGCUUUAAUCUACUAAGUAACUUUAAAUCCAAAAGAUCAAAGGAAGUUAUAACUAAAAACAGCCCUUUGUGCAAUUUCCCUGUAGAAGCAGGAAAAGGCUAGAAAUUACAUGUCACCUUCAUAUCCUGGCUUGCUGACCUGGUGCUCAGAUCAAGACCCUCUGUAUGCCAGCUGUUACCAUUAUUAAGACCUUGCCCUGAGGGGUUAAGCAGGGAAAAAAACUCUCCUGUCCUAUAGGAGAGCAAACACAGCAAGUUCCAGCCCCCAACACGCCUCAUUCAGAGCUCUCUGCGUGUGCUUGUCAUUCAGCCUGUCCCGCCGCUCUGGGGAGCUGCGCCUGCCAACCCUGCCUUUCUGUGGAGCUGCGCUCCUGCAGCCGGUUACAGCGGUUGCUGCUGCAGUCUGCAGUCGCCUGCAGGCCACAGAGCCAGGGAAGUUGCCUCUUUUAACGUAAAGAGUCAAGAAAUUGAAGCAUGGCUAUGAGCAGCGGAAACGAUUUUGUGGUUCUGAGCAAUGGCAGCAUCGCAACCAGUGCUACCAGCCCUCGUCCCCUCACCCCCUGUGAGGGAGACCUUGCAGCCCAGCAGCUCACACCCAAAGAAGCAACAAGAACAAAAGUGAGUCCAAAUGGAUGCCUGCAACAUAAUGGCACAGUUAAAUCGUCCUUUCUGCCUUUAGACAACCAAAGAACGCCUCAGAUGUUAUCUCAGUGCUGCCAUCCUUGCCCAUACCAUCAUCCUUUGAGUAGCCAUAGCAGUCACCAAGAGCGCCAUCCCGAGGCUGGCCCUGCAGCGCCCUCUGCUUUGGCCUCAUGUUGCAUGCAGCCACACUCAGAGUAUUCUGCAUCUCUGUGUCCCAACCAUUCACCUGUGUAUCAGGCUGCGUGCUGCCUUCAGCCCUCGCCAUCCUUCUGCCUGCAUCAUCCGUGGCCUGACCAUUUUCAGCAUCAGCCUGUGCAGCAGCACGUAGCCAACAUCAGGCCAUCCAGACCUUUCAAGUUGCCAAAAAGUUACGCAGCCCUGAUUGCCGACUGGCCCGUGGUGGUCCUGGGCAUGUGCACCGUGUUUAUCGUGGUCUGUGCCUUGGUUGGACUGCUGGUGCCCGAGAGGCCUGACUUCUCUGAUCCACUGCUGGGUUUUGAACCAAGAGGGACUGCAAUAGGUCAGAGACUGGUCACAUGGAAUAAUAUGGUGAAAAAUACAGGAUACAAAGCAACAUUAGCAAAUUAUCCUUUUAAAUAUGCAGAUGAACAAGCCAAAAGCCACCGGGAUGACAGAUGGUCAGAUGAUCAUUAUGAAAGAGAAAAAAGAGAAGUUGACUGGAACUUCCACAAAGACAGCUUUUUCUGCGACAUUCCAAGUGACCGAUACUCCAGGGUGGUAUUUACUUCAGCUGGAGGAGAAACGUUAUGGAAUUUACCUGCAAUCAAAUCAAUGUGCAAUGUAGAUAAUUCCAGGAUCAGAUCUCAUCCCCAGUUUGGCAACCUCUGCCAGAGGACGACUGCUGCUUCCUGCUGCCCCAGCUGGACGCUGGGGAACUACAUCGCCAUUCUGAACAACAGGUCGUCCUGUCAGAAGAUCGUCGAGCGGGACGUCUCUCACACCUUGAAACUGCUUCGCACCUGUGCCAAACACUACCAGAAUGGCACCCUGGGACCAGAUUGCUGGGACAUGGCAGCCAGAAGAAAGGAUCAGCUCAAGUGCACCAACGUGCCGCGCAAAUGUACCAAGUACAACGCCGUGUACCAGAUCCUCCAUUACUUGGUGGACAAAGACUUCAUGACCCCGAAGACGGGCGACUAUGCCACGCCGGCUUUAAAAUACAGCAUGCUCUUCUCUCCCACAGAGAAAGGGGAGAGGAUGAUGAGCAUUUACCUGGACAACUUCGAAAACUGGAACUCUUCUGACGGCGUGACCACCGUCACUGGCAUUGAGUUUGGUAUCAAACACAGGUUGUUUCAAGAUUAUCUUCUAAUGGAUACUGUGUAUCCCGCCAUAGCCAUUGUGAUUGUCCUCCUGGUCAUGUGUGUCUACACUAAGUCCAUGUUUAUCACAUUGAUGACAAUGUUUGCGAUAAUCAGCUCCUUGAUCGUCUCCUAUUUUCUCUAUCGCGUAGUGUUUAACUUUGAAUUCUUCCCUUUUAUGAACCUCACCGCACUCAUUAUUUUGGUCGGAAUCGGAGCAGACGAUGCUUUUGUGCUCUGUGAUGUGUGGAACUACACCAAAUUUGACAAGCCCCACGCCGAAACUUCGGAAACAGUGGGCGUCACCUUGCAGCACACCGCCCUCUCCAUGUUCGUCACCAGUUUUACCACUGCCGCUGCCUUUUACGCUAACUAUGUUAGCAACAUCACAGCAAUCAGAUGCUUUGGCGUGUACGCGGGGACAGCUAUCUUAGUGAAUUACGUCUUGAUGGUCACGUGGCUCCCAGCGGUUGUUGUGCUACACGAACGCUAUCUUCUCAAUCUAUUCAGUUGCUUCCGAAAGCCCCAGCAAGUCUACGACACCAAAAGCUGCUGGGCAGUGGCUUGCCAGAAGGGCCACAAAGUACUCUUUGCCAUUUCCGAAGCAUCCCGAAUCUUUUUUGAGAAAGUCCUGCCGUGCAUUGUCAUUAAGUUCCGCUACCUUUGGCUGUUCUGGUUCCUCGCCUUAACGGUCGGGGGCGCCUACAUCGUGUGUGUCAAUCCGAAGAUGAAGCUGCCCUCGCUGGAGCUCUCCGAGUUCCAGGUGUUCAGGUCCUCUCACCCGUUUGAACGUUACGAUGCCGAAUACAAAAAGCUCUUCAUGUUCGAACGCGUCCACCACGGAGAGGAGCUGCACAUGCCCAUUACUGUCAUCUGGGGCGUGACCCCCGAAGACAACGGCAACCCGCUCAACCCCAAGAGCAAAGGGAAGUUGACGCUGGAUAGCAGUUUCAACAUCGCCAGCCCAGCCUCUCAGGCCUGGAUUUUGCACUUCUGCCAAAAACUGAGAAACCAAACCUUCUUCCACCAGACCGAUGAGCAGGACUUCACCAGCUGCUUCAUUGAAACGUUCAGACAGUGGAUGGAGAACCAGGACUGCGACGAGCCUGCCCUCUACCCGUGCUGCAGCCACUGGAGCUUCCCCUAUAAGCAAGAGAUUUUUGAACUGUGCAUCAAGCGGGCCAUCAUGGAGCUGGAAAGGAGCACGGGGUACCACCUGGACAGCAAAACGCCCGGGCCGAGGUUUGACAUCAAUGACACAAUCAGAGCUGUGGUGCUAGAGUUCCAAAGUACCUACCUGUUCACCCUGGCCUAUGAAAAAAUGCAUCAGUUCUAUAAAGAGGUGGACGCGUGGAUUUCCAGUGAGCUGAGCUCUGCGCCUGAGGGCCUCAGCAGUGGUUGGUUCGUCAGCAAUCUGGAGUUCUACGACCUCCAGGACAGCCUGUCUGAUGGCACGCUCAUUGCCAUGGGGCUCUCGGUGGCUGUGGCAUUUAGCGUGAUGCUGCUGACAACUUGGAACAUCGUCAUCAGCCUGUACGCUAUUCUUUCCAUAGCCGGAACGAUAUUCGUCACCGUGGGCUCUCUUGUCCUCCUGGGCUGGGAGCUGAACGUAUUGGAAUCGGUCACCAUUUCUGUGGCAGUCGGCUUGUCUGUAGAUUUCGCUGUCCAUUAUGGCGUUGCCUACUGCCUGGCUCCAGAUGCUGACCGAGAAGGCAAGGUAGUCUUCUCUCUGAGCCGCAUGGGCUCCGCGAUUGCCAUGGCCGCUCUGACUACCUUUGUGGCCGGGGCCAUGAUGAUGCCCUCCACAGUCCUGGCUUACACCCAGCUGGGCACCUUCAUGAUGCUCAUCAUGGGCGUCAGCUGGGCCUUUGCCACCUUCUUUUUCCAGUGCCUGUGUCGGUGCCUUGGGCCGCAGGGUACCUGUGGUCAGAUUCCUUUACCUAAAAAGCUACAGUGCAGUGCCUUUUCCCACGCCUUGUCUACAAGUCCUGGCGACAAGGGACAAAGCAAAACACACUCCAUGAAUGCUUACCACCUGGGUCCCAGGGGCCAAAAACCCGAACUGGAGCAUGAGUUCUAUGAAUUAGAACCUCUGGCAUCCCACAGCUGUAUCGCCUCUGAGAAGACCACGUACGAAGAGACCCACAUCUGCUCUGAGUUUUUAAACAACCAAGCAAAGAAUUUAGGGAUGCCUGUGCAGGCCACUUACAACAGUGAGCUCAACGCCAAGAACGAGCCCAGCUCGGCCCUGAUCCAGCCCUCGCUUGAACAACACACCAUGUGUCACUUGUUCUCUCUGAAUCAGAGAUGUAGCUGCCCGAAUGCCUACAAACACUUGCAGUAUGGCCCACACUCCUGCCAGCAGAUAGAGGACUCCUUGUGCCACCAGUGUGUUCCUACUGCCUGCGGCUUUGUCCAGAUCCACAAUGGCGUGGCACAUCGGAAGGCUGUGCCCCAAGCCACCGAGGGUUACGUGCAUCCCAUCCCACACGCCCACCACUGCCCCUGCCUGCUGGGUAGAGCGAGCCCACCUGGAAUGCAGAAUUCUCUGCCCAGGAAUUAUUUCCUCCACCCAGUACAGCAUAUUCAGGCCCAAGAAAAAAUGGGAAAGACCAGUGUCCCCAGCCUUCAGAGCAUAGAGGAGCACCCGCCUGGGACCGCAGAGCCGUCGCCAUUUGUCUGCAGGAGUACAGGCCCUUCACUGAACGCCUGCGAUGCUGAGGAUAACCAGAGGGGACUCUGUGACCGCAGAGACGUGGGGAACGCGGAGGGCAGUGCGGGCCCUGGAAGCACGGUCUCUGGUCUGGGGAAUGAGGCCGACAGGGCAGAGAGGAAAGUGGAGCUGAGCUUGUCACAGACCGAUGUAAUCGCAAACUCAGAACGUUGCAAUCAGAAUGAACCGAAAUUUCUAUUUAACCGUUUAAUGGGGGAGGCUGGGUGUAGAUCCUGCCCCAACAAUCCACAAGGUUGUAGCAGAGUUGUGAGAGUGAAGUGCAAUUCUGUGGACUGCCAGAUGCCAAACAUCGAAGCCACUGUGCCUGCUGUGUUCGCACACUCGGAACUUCCCGGUGAAAGUUUGUUAAUCAAAACACUGUAAUAAACAUAGCGCUACAGUCAGGCGCGGGCCUCGGUCAUUGUUUGGGAAUGGAAGUCAAAUCCAGAAGUUUAGAAAGGGAGCCCCGAACACCAGGGCACGCGUGUUUCACAUCAUUGCAAAUGAUGGGGUGUUUUUAUUUAUUUGUUUAUUUGCAUUUGAAUAGUGACCAAUCCCAAAAAUCCAAUGAGUUCUUUAGGUUAUUGGAUUGGCUGAUUGGAUAUUAUUGUUUCAAAAAGUAUGCUUUUUACAUUUAUAUGCAGCUUACAAAAAUUGUCUCUUUCCAUCCUCCCUUCGCGCUGAAUCGGAGAUUUAAAGUUUGAAUCACCUGGAAGUUUCAGUCCCCUCAGGCAGUCACAUUUACCCGAUAUCUUGAUUCUGGUGUAUUUACUUGGCAGCAAGCAAAGCUUCUGAUUGCUCAACAUAAAUACUAGGAAUUGCCCUAAUUUUAAUAGCACCACUUCAGUGGGAAUCCAAGAACUAAACCACAUUAAAAUGUACUUUCUGGUAAGGCUUAAUUUAAAAAUGAAUUGUCCAGCAGCUUGUUUACAUGAGGAGCCUACAUAAAGCCACUGACACAGUUUUACCCAAAUUGAGGCCUUUCCCACAUUAGCCCAAACAGCUAAUUCUUCAUGUACUACGUCUGUUAACCCAGGAGUCACAGACGACAUCUUGUGUCAGGCCACAAUUAUGUUGUGGCCACCAAACAGCAUGACUGAAGAGAUGUGCUCCCCAAAAGAAUGCUCUACCCCAGGGGACACCCCGCGUGAUGCAGGCAGACCCAGGUGAGGUUGUACAGCAUUCAGAGCAAGGGAACUGGUGGGACUUUGGCUUCCAUCUCUGCCCUUAAUGCAGCCGUGUUCAGAAGGCUUCUUCCUCCUUUGUUAGUCUCAAGACAUGUCGGAUGGUUUUACUGCAUAGCUAGCCCCUGGAAUGCUGAGCCCGCGGCGGCAUCUUCAGUGACGCUUGUGUAUCUUGUGUGAGAUCAGUCUACAAGCAUAGAGCAGUUGGAGCAUGCUUUCUGGGUAAUGCUCCCGAUGACACAGCGCUCAUCACAGGUGUCAUCUGAUACCACAUGCAUUCCAGCCCCGGGCAGGGAGAGCACCCCCGGAAUUCUGCUACUUUCUGGGUUUCUACUUCCAACUUGGUCCUCUGAAGAAAACGGGUGGAAAUGUUUCUAAAUACAAUGUUCUCUUCAGAAGGCAUACUAGUUUGUUUUCUAAGAAUAGUUUUCCAAAUCAGAUGUGUGUAUUAUUCUAGCGCCUAAAAAAAAAAGGCUCUCAAGAGCUGAAAGCGUUCUUAUUCUUAUGGGUCAUUGCCUCCAAUGCAGCUCCAUGCAAACACGCUUCAGUUAAGUUGUUUUCCAGCUUUUGCUUGAAUACUUAGUGACAAGCAACUCAAUACAUGUCCACCUUGGCUCAACGGAAA
This is a messenger RNA of Oryctolagus cuniculus (rabbit), 6755 nucleotides long. RefSeq names its product dispatched RND transporter family member 1 (gene DISP1). Gene Ontology annotation, molecular function: peptide transmembrane transporter activity. Gene Ontology annotation, biological process: smoothened signaling pathway. Lineage: Eukaryota; Metazoa; Chordata; Mammalia; Lagomorpha; Leporidae. Gene Ontology annotation, cellular component: membrane. The record is from RefSeq and is a predicted model, not a curated record.